Poecilia reticulata (guppy) is the source of this 2810-nucleotide messenger RNA. Lineage: Eukaryota; Metazoa; Chordata; Actinopteri; Cyprinodontiformes; Poeciliidae. The record is from RefSeq and is a predicted model, not a curated record.
UGUUUGACAAAAUUUUUUUUGAUUGAAUACUACUUUUUUCUUAUUGAAUAACUGUGAAACAAAUUUAAGUCCAUAGAGAUCUACGUCUGAAAUGGAGCCGUGAUCAGCAACAGACAGCUCGCGGACAAAAUUAAAGGAUAUAACGAAAGAAAAAAGUAAAAUACGACAUGUGUAAAAAAUGAAUGUUUCGGAAACUCCGGUGAGUCAAGCUAAUGGCGAUGGAAAAGUGGUAGCUAACCGACAGCUCAGCUAGGCAGUAGGCUACCUUAGCUAACCAACUGCUAGCUGUUUUAAUAGUUGGAAUACGUGAUAAAAAGAUGUGACUAGGUUGGUUAGCUAAGAUAACUACAUUAGUUAACCACCUGAUAGCUGACACCAUAGACAUGGUAUGAGGUCUCUUAUAUUAUGUCUAUGGCUGACACUUUCUUAUAACGGUUAAACAAGUCAGUUAAAAACCAAUUGGAGUGUUUUGGAAAACGUUUAAUGUUUAAUUCAUGUUACGUAGUUUAAAUGUGUUCGUAAGGUUAAUUAUAUAAAAAAUGGGCUGUGUGACAAUAAUAUUUUACUAACCAUUGUGUGGUGGUGGAAAAGUUUGAAAACUUGCCUAGAAAAUGCUUGAAAACUGCUUGAUAUUCAAACUUCACAGUUUUGUAAUAUAAUGCAGUCUAAUAUUUGAUUUUUUUUGUUAAAUCAGGGUUUUGUUCUCAGUCUAGUCAGGUGUAUAGGGUAUUAAAUAAACAUUUCAAAACAACAUUUAGUUAUAUUUUAAUUUAACAUUGCCUCUGUUGUAGAAAGUUGAGUGCUAUAGCAAGACACUAAUAAAAAUAGUUAUAAAUGAUAUUGAAACUGUGGACUGUAGUUCAUUGGUGUUUGAACUCCAAAGUUUAAACGUUUUUUUUCUUUGAGACCCUAGAAGUGGCGUUGAAGUUUGGGUGUGAUGGUGAGCCAGACCGAUGGACGACACACUGAAGAUUCCUGCUGGUUGACUGGCCAGCUGCUUCAGGAAACUUCUGUGAACUCCUCUUUGAAAUAUCUGGAUUUUCCAGCGAAGGAAUUACACAGAGACUCUUGCCUACCUGGGUGGUGCAGAGUUGCAGGACUGAAUGUGAUCCAGGCGUUUUGUUGAGGUGGUUUGCUGUUAUCUGGAGCUGGAGGUCAGUUCAUCGAUGCAAUGAUUAACCUGAGAGUGAGCACAGAGAGGGUAAAGAGCGUCUCCGAGGGUUCAGUCAGCCUCUGUCCUGCCAGCAGAAAGGAAACCCGCCUAUAGCCCACCGAUCCGCAGGUUUUCUGGUCCCACACCGAUGGACGACAUUUUUGACCUGAGUCCCACAGCGGCGGUGAAACGAGUAUCCUCCUUGCUGGACUGCAGUCUGACCUCAGAGAAAGUAGCCGAUUACUUUGACAAACAUGACAAACUGAGGCACCUCAGAGAAAACUUCCUGGUGCCCAAAAUUGCAGAUUUGCCCCCCACUGAUCUCUCUCUAGUGGACGGGAGCCAAGAAUGCAUCUACCUGUGUGGAAACUCGUUGGGUCUGCAACCCAAAAAUGCACGGAAAUAUCUGGAGGAGGAGCUGGACAACUGGGCUAAGAUAGCUAUUCAUGGUCACACUGUCGGCUCGAGACCUUGGGCGUGGGCAGAAAACAACAUUGAAGACUCUAUGGCGAAUAUUGUUGGGGCUAAAAGCGGGGAGGUUGCUCUGAUGAACGGCCUGACGGUUAAUCUGCAUCUCCUAAUGCUGUCCUUCUACAAACCGACUCCAACUAGACACAAAAUCCUUCUGGAGAGCAAAGCCUUCCCUUCAGAUCACUAUGCCAUCGAGUCUCAGAUCCGCCUGCGAGGAUUUGAACCCGAGAGCAGCAUGCUGAUGCUGUCUCCCAGACCAGGUGAAGACACCCUGAGAACUGAGGACAUCCUGGACGCCAUCGAGAAAGAAGGUGACAUCAUCGCCAUGGUGAUGCUGCCUGGGGUUCAGUACUACACCGGUCAGCUGUUUGACAUGGACGCCAUCACCAAGGCUGGCCACAAAAAGGGCUGUUUUGUUGGAUUUGACUGCGCCCAUGCAGUGGGAAACGCAGAUCUGAAGCUGCAUGACUGGGAUGUUGACUUCGCCUGCUGGUGCUCCUAUAAGUAUCUGAAUUCAGGUGCUGGCGGCCUCGCCGGGGCGUUCAUUCACGAAAAACAUAAAGACACCAUCAAACCGGCGCUGUUAGGAUGGUGGGGUCAUGACCUGGCAACUCGCUUUAGGAUGACCAACAUGAUGGAGCUGCAGCCCGGAGUGAGCGGCUUCAGACUGUCAAAUCAGCCCAUUCUUCUUGUCUGCCCUCUACAGGCCAGCCUAGAAGUGUUUAACAAGGCAAGUAUGCAGUCGCUGCGGAGGAAGUCUGUACUCCUGACCGGGUACCUGGAGUACCUGAUAAAAGAGUACUACACAGAGGACCCGGCCCAGCCUCACAAAGCCUACGUCCAAAUCCUCACGCCCUCUGACCCCCAGCAGAGGGGCUGCCAGCUGUCGCUCUCCUUCUCCAUCCCGAUCCGGAGAGUCUUCCAGGAGCUGGAGAAGAGAGGAGUCGCUUGUGACAUGAGAGAGCCCAGUGUGCUGCGAGUGGCUCCGGUGCCGCUCUACAACUCCUUCAGGGACGUGCAUCGCUUCAUUGAAACACUGGGAAAAGCUCUGACUGCCAGCAGAAGCUAACCUGAAAUAAGAAGAAAACAACUUCAGCAACCUAAUCAAACCCUGUGUGCUGCAAAGUUCUGUCGAUAUGCAACCAUCUUGUCAUUAAUGUCAUUAAACCAAUGAUAAAACACCCGA